This is a messenger RNA of Cuscuta campestris, 1945 nucleotides long. The record is from the annotation of a GenBank genome assembly. Lineage: Eukaryota; Viridiplantae; Streptophyta; Magnoliopsida; Solanales; Convolvulaceae.
CAAAGAGUGUGUUUGGACAGUCAUUCCCUUGGUCCCUUCAAAUCUAUUUAGGUCUUUUCCCUUCUUCCCCACCCGCCCAAUCCUCGCGUUUCUGCAACUACCCGUUCACAGUAGCCAUUUUCAGGUAGGUUAUCCUUCGAGCUCACCGGCCUCCUUUUCAGCUUAAUCCGCCAUGGAAACUCCCCAGCAGCUGCCGAAGAAGCGAGGCCGUCCGAAGGGUUCUUCUACGAAGUCCAAAGAGGACCGAGAUCGCGAGCAGCCGCACUCCGCCGCCGCCACUCCCAAAGCCAGGGGGCCGGCAUCUGACAAGAAGUCCGGUGCUGCCGCUGCUGAUGAGAAAUAUGUGCAGUGGAAGUCGCUCGUUCCCGUCCUCUAUGACUGGCUUGCUAAUCACAACCUCGUCUGGCCUUCGCUGUCCUGCAGAUGGGGUCCCGUGGUUGAGCAGCACAAGUUCAAAAACCGCCAGCGUCUAUACCUUUCAGAACAGGUUACUCUAGGUUUGCCAAACACUUUGAUUGUAGCCAACUGUGAUGUUGUUCGACCCAGGAUUGCAGCAGACAGUCACAUAUCACAAUUCAAUGAUGAAUCCCGCUCACCUUAUGUCAAGAAGUACAAAACCUUAAUACACCCAGGGGAGGUUAACAGAAUCAGAGAGCUUCCUCAAAAUAAAAACAUCGUGGCAACACAUACUGAUAGUCCCGAAGUUUUAAUUUGGGAUGUCGAGACUCAACCUAAUAGGCAUGCUGUUAUUGGAGCUGCUACGUCACGCCCAGAUUUGACAUUGAUUGGACAUAGCGAAAAUGCAGAAUUUGCUUUGGCAAUGUGCCCUAUUGAACCCUUUGUGCUCUCUGGAGGAAAAGACAAAUCUGUGGUAUUGUGGAGCAUUCAAGAUCAUGUAUCAACAUUGGGGACAGAUGCACAAAAAGCUGCUGGUCCAUCCAUUAUUGCUUCUGAUAAUCCCUCUAUUGGAGCUCGUGGAAUCUUCCAAGGUCAUGAGGAUACCGUUGAAGAUGUUCAGUUCUGCCCCUCAAGUCCUCAGGAAUUCUGUAGUGUUGGUGAUGAUUCCUGCCUGGUUUUAUGGGAUGCUCGAGUUGGUUGUACUCCAGCUGUGAAGGUUGAAAAGGCUCAUAAUGCUGAUUUACACUGUGUUGAUUGGAAUCCUCAUGAUGUCAACUUUAUUAUCACUGGAUCCGCAGAUAAUACUGUCCGCAUGUUUGAUCGGCGUAGUUUAACUUCAAGUGGAGUUGGCUCACCUGUUCAUAUCUUCGAAAAUCACAAUGCAGCAGUUCUCUGUGUACAGUGGUCUCCUGAUAGGCCUUCUGUUUUUGGGAGUUCUGCAGAGGACGGUCGUUUGAAUAUAUGGGAUUACGAGAAGGUUGGUGUGAUGGACAUCGAGACACCUGCUCCAGGGUUAUUUUUCCAACACGCGGGGCACAGGGAUAAAGUAGUUGACUUCCACUGGAAUGUAGCCGAUCCAUGGACAAUUGUUAGUGUAUCCGAUGACUGUGGCUCUACAGGUGGAGGUGGUACGCUGCAGAUAUGGCGUAUGCUGGAUUUGCUAUAUCGUCCCGAAGAGGAGGCUCUGGCCGAGCUUCAAAAGUUCAAAGACCAUGUCAGCCAGUGCACACAAAAGCGUGAGUCCUGAGGAAUAGGUGCUUCUACUAAACUCUCUUCCUUGAAGUACAAUUCUAGUAGGGUACUACCAAACAUUUCUGGACUUGUCUUCCUAGGUUUUUUGUGCAAUGCUUUAUUGUAGAAUAUAUGUAGAGCUGCGAUGGGUAGAUAUUAUAUAGUUUGUGAUCUAUGUUUCUCGUCACAAGCGUACUUAAUGAGUCCGAAGUGUUUAGGGUCCAUUUGAUUUACUUUCUGGUAUGAGUGUGGAUUCAGGAAUAUGAUUUCUUGGAGGGAGGUUAACAAGUCUAAAAUGCAUGUUUAGGGCAUUUUC